Messenger RNA from Labrus mixtus (cuckoo wrasse), 1055 nucleotides. It is a transcript of the gene nit1, whose product is annotated as nitrilase 1. Bases 104 to 1042 code for a protein of 312 amino acids. The record is from RefSeq and is a predicted model, not a curated record. NCBI's taxonomy places the organism in Eukaryota, Metazoa, Chordata, Actinopteri, Labriformes, Labridae. Gene Ontology annotation, molecular function: hydrolase activity, acting on carbon-nitrogen (but not peptide) bonds, in linear amides. The transcript has 6 exons.
GAACAGAGAAGAAGAAAUGCACGGCUGAUCCUCUCUGUUGUACAGUGAACACAGACCAAACCAAACAGUGCAGGUGGCGUGCUGUAAGGGGUCACUGGGACCAAUGUUCGUGGUGAGGUGCAUUGUGGGAACAUCUGCAAAGUCUCUGAGACAACGGAUCAAACUGCAGAGCAGGAUGUCCACUCUGCCUCGCCCCUUGGCUGCGGUUUGUCAGGUGACAGCCACCCCGGACAAACAGGCCAACCUCUCUGCCUGCAAAGAGCUGGUGGAGGAAGCCAAGGCUCGGGGCGCCAGCGUGGUUUUCCUACCCGAGGCCUUCGACUACAUCGGAUCCAGUCGAGAGGAGACGCUGUCUCUGUGUGAGAGCCUGACGGGAGACACGAUGUCACAGUACACUCAGCUGGCCAGGAAGUUGGAAGUGUGGCUCUCUUUAGGAGGAUUUCACGAACGAGGACAUGACUGGGAAUCUGAUCGAAGAAUCUACAACAGUCAUGUCGUAAUAAAUGAUAAAGGUGACAUCGUUUCAGUCUACAGGAAGUCCCAUUUGUUCGACGUGGAGCUGCCAGACAAAGGCGUAUCCCUUAAAGAAAGCGCAUUCACCAUCCCGGGACCUUCGCUUGUAUCCCCGGUCCAAACUCCCAUCGGCAAGGUCGGACUUGGUAUCUGCUAUGACCUGAGAUUCCCCGAGUUAUCUCUGGCUCUUCAGAGGUCCGGAGCUGAAAUUCUGACUUACCCAUCAGCCUUCACUGUGGCUACAGGAGCCGCUCACUGGGAGGUGCUACUGCGUGCGCGGGCGAUCGAGACGCAGUGCUUCGUCUUGGCGGCGGCGCAGGUCGGCCGGCACCACGAGAGGCGCUCGUCGUACGGCCACGCCCUGGCGGUGGACCCCUGGGGGGAGGUGCUGGGGGACUGUGGGGGGGAGAAGCCGGGGAUGAUGCUGGUGGAGAUCGACCCGGAGAAGGUGGCGAGCACCAGGAGGAACAUGCCGGUCCAACAGCACCGCAGAGACAAGGACUUCUAUCAGAGUGUGGAGGAGACAUGAUGACAGGAGGAGA